Molecule: messenger RNA, 2287 nt
Organism: Galeopterus variegatus (Sunda flying lemur)
Lineage: Eukaryota; Metazoa; Chordata; Mammalia; Dermoptera; Cynocephalidae
Gene: MIEF2
Product: mitochondrial elongation factor 2
Exons: 4
Coding region: 22-1419 (465 amino acids)
Biological process (GO): mitochondrion organization; positive regulation of mitochondrial fission
Cellular component (GO): mitochondrial outer membrane
Source: RefSeq, a predicted model, not a curated record
CCCAGUGUAGACAGGCAGACCAUGGCAGAAUUCUCCCAGAAACAGGGGAAGCGGCGUGGCGACGAGGGCCUGGGCAGCGCUGUGGACUUCCUCUUGGCCAAUGCCCGCCUGGUGCUGGGCGUGGGCGGGGCUGCUGUGCUGGGCAUUGCCACCCUGGCCGUGAAGCGGCUCAUCGACAGAGCUACUAGCCCACGGGACGAGGAUGAUGCCAAGAGGGACAGCUGGAAGGAGCUGAGUCUGCUGAAGCCCACACCGCACCUACAGCCCCGGCCCCCGCCUGCGGCUCUCAGCCAGCCCGUGUUGCCCCUGGCCCUCUCGCUCUCUGCCCCAGAGGGGCCUGCAGACGCUGCUUCUCAGACGCCACCUCAGCUCAGCUCCCCAGCACCAUUGUGCCUAACGUUCCAGGAGAAGCUGCUGGCAUUCGAGCGGGACCAUGUGACCAUCCCAGUAGCUCACGUGGCUUUGGCCAAGCAGCUGGCUGGCGACAUUGCCCUUGAGCUGCAGGCCUACAUGCGGAGCAAGUUCUCAGAACUGCCCUUCGGGGCGCUGGUGCCUGGCGGGCCGCUCUAUGAUGGGCUGCAAGCGGGGGCUGCCGACCACGUGCGUCUGCUGGUUCCGCUGGUGCUGGAGCCGGGCCUGUGGAGCCUACUGCCUGGCGUGGACACCGUGGCGAGGGACCCGCGCUGCUGGGCCGUGCGCAGGACUCAGCUUGAGUUCCUCCCCCGCGGGAGCAGCCCCUGGGACCGCUUCCUGGUGGGGGGCUACCUCUCCUCCUGCAGCCUGCUGGAGCUGCUCCGCAAGGCACUGACUGCCUCCGUCAACUGGCCGGCCAUCGGCAGCCUUCUUGGGUGCCUAAUCCGGCCCAAUGUGGCCUCGGCGGAGCUGCUGCUCGAGGUGCAGCACGAGUACCUGGAGCUCACUUUGGCCGUGCUCGUGGUGGUCACUGGUACUGACUUCUAUGACCACCACCUCCUGGCCUGGCCCCUGGAGGGGCUGGCUGGGAACCUCUGGCUGCAGGACUUGUAUUUGGCAGAGGCCGCCAGGCUGCGUGACCUGGAUGACCGUGAUGCUGGGACCCGCCGACGGCUGCUGCUGCUGCUCUGUGCUGUCUGUCGUGGCCACCCAGCCCUGGAGAGGCUGGAUCGGGGCCAUCUGACCCAGGUAGUUCUGCAUCUGGGGGAGGAGGAUGUGGACUGGGCUGAGGAGGCCUUGGGCGAGCGCUUCCUGCAGGCCCUGGAACUGCUCAUUGGCAGCCUGGAGCAGGCCAGCCUACCCUGCCACUUCAACCCCAGCAUGAACCUCCUCAGCAGCUGGAGCGAAGAGGACAUUGACAACAUUGGCUACAUGCUGUACAGUGGUCUACAGGCUCCCGAGAGCCUGCUCCAGGUGGGUGGGGAUAGGUGGCCAGCACGUUUCUGAUUGGUAUAUGUUUGGGCUAUGGUCACCAGUUUCCCUGAGCCCAAAGAUCUUGGGUUACUGCCACCUGAGCAUGGCUGGACUGCCUCGGCAGCUUGGAGGACCAGCCACUCUCACCGGCAUCCCCUCAGCACUUCGGGGCCAACCCAGGACCCUGGGCUCAGUCCAUCAUCACCAGCAGUGACUCCACUGAUAGAACGUGGCUUUGCCGUCCUAGACAGGUUGAAGGCCAGCUCCAUGUUUCUGCCAAGAGAGUGAUUCACACUUUCCUCGGGCUCCAGCUCCAGGCACCUUGAGGCAACUAGUGCCUGGUAAGGAUCAUGUGUGUUCUGUUCCCCAGGGCUGGAGUCACCUGGUCUGUGUCUUGGCUGUUGAGGGAUGGCGUCAUCCCGGUGUCUGCUAUGUGUGUGGCCUUGUUGAGCUCUCCUUGAGCACUGGCUCAGGAAUCUGUCUUACUGCCCACCUGAUACCUCAGGGGAAGGCCUCUUUCCCUCCAGCUGGGUGAGUUUUGUCUUCAGGCAGCAGAGGCCCUGGAAGAGCCCCUUCCUCACUGGGGGACCUGAGGCUCUCUGCCGCCCGCCUUGCCUCAGCCAAGGGCACACCAUGUGGCUGCUUCUAGGCCCUGCUGGAGAGUGGAGGACGUGUCCCUCCUGGAGAGGCUGGUGCACAGACCUGGCCUCUGCAGCGUGCCAAAAUGAGCUGCUCUCAGCUCAUGUCUGUACUGUGACUUUGAAGCCUGGCAGUAGUGACGGGGUUAGGGGAGGGAGAGUCCGCCUCCCCUCACAGGGCCCCUCCUGUCUUUGGUAUCUUUCCUGCUGAAACAAAGCUAUGACUUGAAGAAUGAACGGGAAUAAAAGGAAAAAAAAUCUCA